This is a messenger RNA of Brassica napus (rape), 3760 nucleotides long. Its product is annotated as DEMETER-like protein 3. The record is from RefSeq and is a predicted model, not a curated record. Gene Ontology annotation, biological process: base-excision repair. NCBI's taxonomy places the organism in Eukaryota, Viridiplantae, Streptophyta, Magnoliopsida, Brassicales, Brassicaceae. The coding region runs from base 174 to 3665 and encodes 1163 amino acids. The transcript is spliced from 22 exons. Gene Ontology annotation, molecular function: DNA demethylase activity; DNA N-glycosylase activity.
UACAGGAAUAUAAGAGAUCGUGUUUUCUUAUUUUCAUAUUAUUUGCUUUUUUCCCCGAAGGUUUUCUCUGAAGUUGAGGGUAAUCGUGUGUGCUUCAGAUAUACUAUUCUUCUCGAAGUCCUUCUGUCUCUCUCUGGCCUCAGAGUAUACAUCAACUAUAUUCUGAGACAACAAUGGAGAAGCCAAAAGAUCUAGACAAAAUUUCCGGUUUGGUUGUUCAAGGAACACCGGUUAAGCCUGAACCGCCACUGAAAUUCUAUGUUCGACGAAAGCCUCCUAAGCUGCUCAAUAAGUUACAAAACAUGGAUGACUCUGCAAGUUCUGGUUCUUCAGAUUUCAACACAAACAAUACAACUAAAGAGGAGUCUGUGAAAAAGAGUGAAGAGCCAGAAACUUUUAAAGGUAAAUAUUUAAUUCAAACUGAUGUUAUUAUCUAUAGUACCACGCUUUUAUUUAAUUUGUUGGUACAAGUCGAUAUACAAAGUCUUGAUGGCACACAUGGGAAGAAAAACUCUAAAGAAGAAACUGAAGAGAAAAAUGCCAAGUCAACAGUUCUUCAAGAUGAUUCACAACAUGUUAAUGGAGAAAGAAAGAAGAAAUAUUCUGAAAAGAUAUCCAAAAAGAGAUUCCAUAGGCCAAUGAUUAUGGAAGAUGGCAAGAAACCAAGGAAUCCCACCAAUCUUCAAAUGAGAACUAUAUCUAAUAAAAGGAGUAAAAAGCAGAAAUGCGAUGAAGAUGAGUAUGUAGUUGAGCUUCAAACUCCAGAAAAGCAGAGUUCUCCAAAGAGAAGAAAAAACAAGGCGAAAAAGAAUGUUGCUCGAACGUUGCCGUUUGAUGAAGAAGGUAUUUCUGGUUGUCUUGAACUCAGUAGAAGUGUUUGGCCUAGUUUUCCAAAAGGCAAAAGGAGGAUGACCACACUUCGCAGGAUUGAUUUUCAUGUGUUGAUAUCACCAAUCUCAUUUCCUAUGCCCAUCUGGAAAAAGCAAUCAAAAAGGUCUAGUCGAAAGAAAAAUAUGACCAGGUGGACUAUGAUUGCUCUAUCUUAUGAAUGCAUAGAAGAAACUUUGUCAUUGGUAGAAAUUCAUCCAGAUGAUAUAGAUAUAAAAAAUAUGGCACCAAAGCUGAGUUUGAUGCAUUCUAACCAGAAAAUAACAGAUGGCUCGAAUGAACACUUGAAAAAGGCUAAGAAAAUUAGACGUCAAGAUGCUUCUGUUCAGACUAAAGAUUUACACACUGAAGAAAAGAAAGUUAUGAAUAAUCUAACUCUACAAUUAAAUUAUCAAAGGGAACACAAUCUUCCAUCACUAGCCGAUGUUCCAUUACACAAAGAAGAUAUACUUAUGAAAUCUGUUACUAACAUAAGGCCUGAACAGUCUAUUAAAAAGGCUACUAAAGGUGUUGCCAAGUUAAUCAAGGAGAUGGAGAAAUUGAAUAUCAAUCGAAGAGUAACAACUUUGGGCAAGGCAAAGAAAAAAUUGGUUAUUGCAAAAGUGAAUCUUGAUCCUGAAACCAUUAAAGAGUGGGAGUUAUUAAUGGAAAACGAUCUUCCACAUCGUUCAUAUUCCAAUGAGGAAAAUACAGAGUCCAAGUGGAAAGGAGAACGAGAGAUCUUUCAAAGCCGGAUAGAACUUUUCAUCAACCGGAUGCAUCUUCUACAAGGCAAUAGGAAAUUUAAACAAUGGAAAGGUUCGGUUGUUGAUUCAGUGGUUGGAGUAUUUUUGACACAAAAUGUUUCCGACUACCUUUCAAGCAAUGCUUUCAUGAGUGUUGCUGCAAAAUUUCCGGUGGAUGCAAAAGAAAGUUUGGAAAGCUUAGCAUAUUUCAUCGAGGAACCUCAAGAAGUUAAUAACUUAGUUGGUGAUGGUCAAAGACCAAUUCAGAAUGGGAACGAUGAUGCUAAAAACUCACUCGGAUCUGUCUCCUUACAAGAAAAUUUAGAGCAUGAGAAAGAUGCAAAAAGAAAAAACAAAAAAACAGGUAUCAUGGAAGAUGAGAGUGUUGAUUGGGAGAGUUUGAGAAAAAUCUACACAAAAGAAGGAUUUAGGGAUACAAUACAUAUGGACACUGUUGAUUGGAAUGCUGUAAGGUUAUCUGAUCAACAAGUUCUUGCUGACACCAUCAUGAAACGAGGACAACAUAAUGGUCUUGCAAGAAAAAUCUUGAAAUUUCUCAACGACGAAGCAAAACAAAAUGGAAUCGUGGAUCUUGAAUGGCUUCGAGAUGCUCCUUCCGACUUAGUGAAGAGAUAUCUAUUGGAGAUAGAAGGAAUAGGGCUAAAGAGUGCUGAGUGCGUGCGACUUUUAGGACUUAAACAUUCAGCUUUUCCGGUUGAUACAAAUGUUGGACGUAUAGCAGUUCGUCUUGGUUGGGUUCCUCUUGAACCUUUGCCAGAUGGUGUUCAGUUGCAUCAAUUAUUUCAGUAUCCUUCAAUGGAUUCAAUUCAAAAAUAUCUUUGGCCACGACUAUGUAAACUACCUCAAGAAACACUGUACGAGUUACAUUAUCAGAUGAUAACAUUUGGAAAGGUCUUCUGUACGAAGGUUAUUCCUAAUUGUAAUGCAUGUCCGAUGAAAUCAGAAUGCAAAUAUUUUGCAAGUGCAUACGUCAGUUCCAAAGUUCUUCUCGAGGGUCCUGAAGAGAAGACACAAGAGUUCCAAGAGUCCCAAGAGUCACAAGAGUUCCAAGAGUCCCAAGAAUCACAAACUUCAUAUUGUCAUGAUAACGAUGCAAAGAUGACAUCAAAGAUAAACUCGAUUGAAGAAUGUGUUUCCACUGAAUGCAGUAAUCAAACUAACUGUUGUGAGCCAAUAGUUGAGUUCCCCUCUUCUCCAGCUAGAGAAAUUCCAGAGUUGCCAGACAUUGAAGACACUCCUUGCAGAAGUUCUUGUCGGUCUAAUGCUGCAAUUCCUGGAAUCAAUAUCGACAUUGAUGCACUGAAGAAAAACGUAGUGGAUGUAUUUAAGAAAAUUGGAACGAUUCUCAACGGUUCUGAUGAUGAGAUUUCAAAAGCAUUAGCAGUAAUGACCCAGGAGAAUGCAUGCAUUCCAAUGAAGUUGCCUCGUAAAACAAAGUACUAUGACAGAUUAAGAACUGAACAUGUGGUAUAUGUGCUUCCUGAUAACCAUGAGAUCCUCAAUGAUUUUGAGAGAAGAGAAUGUGAUGAUCCUAGUCCAUAUCUUCUUGCCCUUUGGCAACCAGGUGAAACGUCAAACUCGUUCAUGCCACCAAAGAAGAAAUGUGACUCAGAUGGAACAAACCUCUGCGUGAUUAAGACUUGUUCUUAUUGUUGGAAUAUACGAGAAGAAAGUUCAAACACUUACCGUGGAACAAUUCUGAUCCCUUGUAGAACAGCAAUGCAAGGUGGUUUCCCACUUAAUGGCACAUACUUUCAAACCAAUGAGGUUUUUGCAGAUCAUGAGACGAGUUUAGAACCUAUUGUGUUUUCUAGAGAGUUAUGUAAUGGGUUGGAGAAGCGUGCGCUAUAUUGUGGUUCAUCAGUGACAUCCAUUUUUCGGAUGUUAGACGAAACAAGAACUCGACUAUGUUUUUGGACUGGAUUUGUAUGCAUGAGAGGAUUUGAUAGAAAGCAACGAACUCCAGAAGGACUCGUCCGCAGACUACACACCCCACCCGAUGAGAGAGGAGAAAAGCACAUGAGAGACUGAUCGAUUUGUUUCUUUAUUAUUAGUAUUUUCUUUAGUUAUCAAAGAGGUUGAAAAAACUCUUUUUAAGUAGUAAACAAGUUUUUCUUUUCAUCUCA